AUGGCGGCUGAGGGCCUCAAGACCCUCACCCCAGGAGUGGUGGGCAGGGGAGGCUGCAAGGCCGGGCAGCAGCCUGAGUGGCGGGACCAGCAGGAACACUGCCACUGCUGUGAGGACCAGAAGAACACAACCACCACCACCAACAACAACGGCAACAACAACAACAGCAUAACCACCACCAACAACAGCAACUAUAUCACCACCACCACCACCACCACUGACAACAACAACAGCAACUAUAUCACCACCACCACCACUGACAACAACAACAGCAACUAUAUCACCACCACCACCACCACCACUGACAACAACAACAGCAACUAUAUCACCACCACCACCACCACCACCACUGACAACAACAACAGCAACUAUAUCACCACCACCACCACCACCACUGACAACAACAACAGCAACUAUAUCACCACCACCACCACCACCCCUGACAACAACAACAGCAACUAUAUCAUCACCACCACCACCACCACCACUGACAACAACAACAGCAACUAUAUCACCACCACCACCACCACCACUGACAACAACAACAGCAACUAUAUCACCACCACCACCACCACCACUGACAACAACAACAGCAACUAUAUCACCACCACCACCACCACCACUGACAACAACAACAGCAACUAUAUCACCACCACCACCACCACCACUGACAACAACAACAGCAACUAUAUCACCACCACCACCACCGCCACUGACAACAACAACAGCAACUAUAUCACCACCACCACCACCACCUUGCUGCUGGCACCUUCGGCCACAAAGGAAAGGGAAAGUUUGAGUGUGACAAGAUUUGAGACUGGGAGCAAGUUCAGCAGACACAGCCUUGCACACACUGGUGAGGGAAACCAUGAGUGGCCAGCGUGUGGGGAAAGACUCCCUGGGAAGGAUGACCUCAGCAAAUACACCCACACACUCUGCUGAAGGAGCCCUUGAAUGCCAAGACUGUGGCAAAAGGUUCAGAUACCAGAGUGACCUCAACAGACACACCCUUACACACACUGGUGAAAGACCUCAUGAAUGCCAAGAGUGUGGCAAAAGGUUCAGUAGGAAGGGUCACCUCAACACACACACCCUUACACACACUGGCAAAAGGCCUCAUGAGUGUGAGGUUUGUGGUGACACAUUCAUCAGGAAGAGCCAUCUCGAGGUACACACUUACACACACACUGGUGAAAGGCCUCAUGAGUGUCUGGAAUGUGGAGAAAGGUUCAGAGAGAAGCAAACCCUGAAGCGUCACUCCUUCAGACACUCUGGCCUGAGAGAGUUCAAGUGUGACGUGUGUGGGAAGCACUUCAAGAUGAAGGGGGACAUUGCCCGGCACAUGAAGACCCACUUCUGAGGCGCCGUGUUGUGCUGCUGUGUGGGACCUCAGUGACGGGGAACCAGUCAUCAACACCACCUGGAGAGGACUGGCACCAUGUUGUGGCUGACUGCUGAGAGAUGCACCAACAAGCCGCACCACAGUGAACAGUGCCGUCUGUCCCGAGCCAGAGUGGUGACAACUCUGUCGCCUUGCCCCGGCACAGUGCAGCAGCCAACAAGUAGCACCACAGUGAACAGUGCCGUCUGCCCCGAGCCAGAGUGGUGACAACUCUGUCACCUUGCCCUGGCACAGUGCAGCAGCCAACAAGCAGCACCACAGUGAACAGUGCCGUCUGCCCCGAGCCAGAGUGGUGACAACUCUGUCACCUUGCCCCAGCACAGUGCAGCAGCCAACAAGCUGCACCACAGUGAACAGUGCCGUCUGCCCUGAGCCAGAGUGGUGACAACUCUGUCACCUUGCCCCGGCACAGUGCAGCAGCCAACAAGCAGCACCACAGUGAACAGUGCUGUCUGCCCCGAGCCAGAGUGGUGACAACUCUGUCACCUUGCCCCGGCACAGUGCAGCAGCGGUGACUGGGGCAGCCACAACAGACCAUCACCAGGAUUAUCAAGGAGACGCUGUGUGAAGGUUUGUCACGUCUCCCUGCGCUCCACAAGAAACCCGGCCCAGCAGAGACCACUGGUGCAGACUGCCGGCCUGGGAGCUGUGAUGGACGGAGCUUGUUAGGUUUGCUGCCCCGAGGGAAAGGAAGGCAGAAUAUGUAGCUGGGCAAGGCGUGCACACCAGGAACACUCCAGUGGUGUUUGUCAAGCCUUGUAUUGGUGGCCAGUGGCCGGAGUUGUCCUCCACACCAAGGAGCACACCAGACAGACACGUUUCUUCAGGUCUUUGCCAAAAACUCACUGAGGAACAGAGAAGAG
Molecule: messenger RNA, 2265 nt
Organism: Eriocheir sinensis (Chinese mitten crab)
Lineage: Eukaryota; Metazoa; Arthropoda; Malacostraca; Decapoda; Varunidae
Exons: 3
Coding region: 1-942 (313 amino acids)
Source: RefSeq, a predicted model, not a curated record